AGAGAUUGGUGGGUUCGAGCUCUCUUGCCACGUUCUCCCAUUUUCGCCUUCCACUGCGCCAUGCGCUGCUCUCACUUGGCAAAGUUCUUGGUGGCAGGGGCGCUGAUUUGGUAUCUGUCUGGAACCCGAACGGAGAAGUGGCCUGUGCCAUCAAGCUCGCCACGGCAGCUGGCACAGAAACCUUCCCCAAGUUCGACCAGUGAGGCAGAGAACCUGAACCUCGAGGUGAACGCUUCGCAGAACCGUGACCUCGAUGUGAACGCUUCGCAGAAGCUUCUGGAGCAAUGGCGUCCCUUUUGGAGCCAAUCCAUUCGAGACCUGCUCCAUGAAGGGUUUGAAGUGGUCAGGAAUUCGAAAGCAUUGGAUGCACAGAGCAGGUCAAGCAACGUCAAGGAAACGUGUGAAGAGCUGCUCGAACAAGAGAAGUACGUCGAAGCCUUCUCACCUUGGUGCCAAUAUGAAUUGCCAGAGUCCCAAAGAUGCUUUGACAUCAUGGACCGUGGCACAUCCAUUUGGCUUCUGGGCUCGAUGCUACGAGACUGCAUCAAGGAUCCGACGGCUUGGAGCCAGACAUGGCAGGCCUGCCGUCAGCAGAUGGACUUGGCCUUGCCUUUCGAGAAGAUGGAUUUGGCAGGUGCUGAGGCAUUACAGAUGGCUUGUGUGCGUAGUUGCCAUGACACGUCUUCAUCGGACUGCCCACAGAAGUUUGGACCCUUGGGCCUUCAAGAGAGCAAGGAGGACGAAGAGUUUGGGAAGAGAUUUAUCCAAUGUGACCGCCUUUUGUUCAACUUUACUGGCUACGAUCGAUCCAGGCACAGUGAUCCAGAAGUUCCCCUCAGUGAGUGGAUCUCUGGUGGCUAUUGUGGAGCAGAUUAUGCGGUUCCUCUUUGUUCAUUUCAUUUCAACGUCAGAGGCAUCGAGAUCGCCUCCGAGGUGGACAAGGAUGCUCGCUUGACCACUCGGUACCACUACGACCAUUUCGUGUACGGGGACUUUUGCACAACCAACGAUGCAGGAUUGAAUGUGACCCAGCCGUUUUUCAAGAAGCUUGACGAUGACUUUCAGGGGGAUCCCAAUGACAUUAUAAGAUACUUUGGUUGGAGGUGGGGUCUGGAGGUUGCGGGUGUCCUUCAUCGAGCCAUCGACCAAUUUCUGCACUACAACGACAGUUCAGUGCCAGAGGUCUACCCAGGAUGGCAUGGAUGCCAGAACAUCAUCGACCAUGGGAUCCAAUCGGCAAGCACCGACGAAUCGGACGUCCAGUCCUGCAAAGAUGUUUGCAACGCCAAUUUGCAUUCAGCUUAUUGGCAAUUGUUAGUCGUUCCCUUCCUUUCCCGCCAAUGGACUCUCGGAACCUGGCAGAUCUCCGGACCUCUUUUUCUCCUUUUUCUCCUUGGUUGCCUAGUGAUUGUCAUCAUUUUUAGGUGGAUUUUGGAGAGAUGCCAGAGCGCACUGGACCGAAUGGAAGAUGCUGAAGGUCCUGGUGGACGUGGAGCACAAGUGUGCAUCUGUUUGAUGAUGUGCUUCGUUGUCGUUGUCGUUGGAGCCUUGAUGUUCUCAAUCUUGAUGGUUUCAAUUCUGACUGUCAUUUUAAUUUGUGCUGCUUGUGUUCUCUUGGAGUUUCUGCUGCGGAUUGCCUCUGGGCACGGCACAGCUUGGGUGUGCUUGAAAACAUACCUCUUUUGGGAAGCAGCAGACGUUCGAUGGCAGUACACUGCCGGGGCCGUUGGCCUGAUGACAGCAACAAUCUUGGGUAGUUGCUGCUACUCCAGCAAGGCUUCAGGUGCUUCAGAUUCUUCAGAUGCUGGUUCUGCAAAGAGUGCUGUGCGCCAUCUUCUUUGUGCUCAGUUUCUUUGCAUUUUGCUUCCCUGCCUUGCCAUGUUAGUGCUUGAGAAGUUGGGGUGGAUGCUGCCAUGGUAUGCCAUGCUGCCGCAGUACGCUACCGACAUCGAGCCCUACAUCGCGGCACUUUGCACAUUCCUUUUGGGCCUCAGCGUUUUUCUCGUAUCUGAGUGGUGCCUGGGGCACUACCCUUCUGAUAUCAUGAAAGCAGUCCAAGAGAUGCAUGGCAAAGGAAUGGUAUUUGACAUUUUCAUGGACAACUCUCAGGCCUUUGGCUUCUACCUGAUGGGUCAACCAUACUUCGCCCUUGCCCAAGUCUCGGGCGUUCUCGGCAACGGAUUCAUGACCAUCGUUGCGCCAAAGUUGGAAUUCUCAACUUUGACAAGAAUUAUGGCUGUGCCGUCAACAAUAGCGGCUUUGUUGUUUCCCAUUCUGGGUGCGGUUCUGGGUGCGGUUCUGAGUGGGUUUGGUUUGAUUCACUUCGGACCCUUCGGACUCGCCUUUGGCCCUCCUUGGCUUAGCCCUUUGGAGUCCGGGUUUGCAGUUGGUGGACUCAUUGGAGUGGCCUAUGGAUUGGUGGUGUUUCUAGGUCCGUUCCUCCUCAUCACCAUAGCUGCCACACGCAGGAACUUCCGAGAGUUUUUGCUAGCUGUCGUCCAAGCCGAUUUGUUCCCAUUGAUCUGGAAAUGUCAUGGGGAGCCGGAAUCCCAAGAGCUUCUUUUCAAGAAAGCUGCGGAGGCUAGCGGAGAGGGCACCUUGAGCCUCUUAGUUGGCUUGACAGCCUUGUUCAAGGCCAGAUUGGGAAACGGCAGUAGCUCACUGUUGGCUCUUUUCCAGCUCUUGGCCAAUGUCCUAUACACCAGCUACACACUGUCGGAAGGCCUUGUCAAAGGAGAACUGGCACAAGCCGCGGACCUGUGUGAGCACAGGAUUAGGACCUUUGCCAAGAAGACCUCAAGAGCCGAGACGUUCUACCAACGAUGCGUUGUCCGCUUCCGAGGAUUGUUUCCAAUCGGUGAUUGUGUCGUCAAAGGACGACUGAUAGGAGAAGACAGAGCCUCACGAGAGACAUAUCUACGGCGCAGGUGUGAAGGCCUAGCACUCCUGCGCGCAUCAGAGGUCUUAGCAACAACAGUGGCCUUCGUGUUGAUGGCAUCCUCCUUCAAUUUUCUGAAAGCUGGAACAUUUUUCUGUGGUUGCGGUGCAGUUUUUUCAGUGCUGAGCACGUUGGUCUUGGGCAACCGCUUCACGUGGUCGCUUCUCCUGCCAUUUACACCCGGACAAGCGCCUGCAACAAUGCCAACCAGCGGACAGUUUGAGGUUGAGAUUGUCAGCCGCCUUGCGACAUCCCUGCUAGCAUGGUUGGCUAUGCUUUCGGCAUGGCCCUUUGGACGGGGAGCUUACGGCUUUCUUGAGAAAGUAAAGCAAGCUGCCACCCGGCACAAAUCAACAGGAACAGCAGAGUUAUGGCAGGCCUACAUCAUCCUCCUCGGUAUCAGCUUCGGGUUCCUUGCCUGGCCCAUUUGCGCUUGGUCGACGUGGAAAGUGAUCCAAAACCGGCAAGAAUGGUUUGCAGAAGACUCGGCGCGCUUCUCAGCCCUCGCUGCAAUUGACCCGUCGAUGUGGACUCAGGAUACGACACUGUCGAGUCUGAUUGGUCCGGACGGAGCUCCGAUCAUGGAGCAUCUCGACUCUGCCGAAGAUGACGAUGAUGAACGUUCCAGGAUGCUGGACUGCCUCAAGUUCAGCGAGGCUGAAAUCGAGUAUGUCAAGACCUUCCAGAACAGCAUCCGCGUGCAUGAACCUGCAGGGCCUCCAGCGCCCCAAGCAGAAUCGAGCGCAAUAGUCUAUCCGCAGUGGCAAUUGGCACUUGCUGAGCCCUUGGCCUUAGAGCAUGGCAGCUCUGUGGAGCUUACCCAGUCCAUCGUCGGCUUUCAGGAGACUGAAUGGACCAAAAUCCUAAAGCAAUGCCCGUGCCUUCUACCUCCUCAACUUUCUUGGCACUUGCUGGGUUCGAAGGCGCAACCCAUUAUGUUGAAGGAAUUUGCUGGUGAGUUGGAGGAAGGAGUGUCCCACUUCAAGAUCAUUAUCAUCGGCGGUCAGUUCAUGUUCGGAACUGGGCGGUGGAAAGAUGGCAAACCCCGCCUUGGGAUGCGUGGAAGUUGGUCCAAUACAUCCACCAUGAGCUGGACAUUUUUCAACCUGGACACCAAGUCUCUUGAAUUUGAAGACAUCCUACACGCAUUGGUGAACACGGAGAAGGAAAUGGUGCUGAAGUUGCAGUGGAGCCAGCUGCCUGGUCGCAGCCACGGAUGCGUCAUCGGCCAAGAACACAUUUUCCACGAAAUCAGUCCAAAGAAGCCUGAACAAGUUGAACAAGUGCCAACACAAGCAGAGACUCGUUCAUUCAUUUACGUUCCCAAAGGCGGACGCUUUCUGGACGGACAGGCGCUGCAGACGGGGCGGGAGACCUCCGAGUUGCGGGAGAAGUUCCAACUCUUUGACGUCCAGCUCUUGGAGAAUUCCGACCAAAAGCCGCUUCCAUGGGCAUUGGAUCCUAAGGAUCCAUGGCACUUCAUCCAUGUCAAAGCAAAGGACUGGGAUCAAGUUCCGCCGGAACCUGGAACUUGCUCUUGUUUGUGUGAUUGGUGCUUUCCCACAAGGUUAGCAGGUUAUAGCAGUCUCUCUCAAGAUCCUGACUCAGAUGAUCGAACUGUGCAGCGGAUGCCGAAUGACUGAACAGCAAUUCGACUUGCAUGUUCUCCAUGCUCAAGUAUCCAAUGAACUUGUGCUCAGGAGAUGGAUAAUAGCAUUUGACAGUUUCACAGCUUUGCUUGCACCCGACUUGCAAUGGAAACAAUGAGCACUCGAUGAAACCAGCACGGUGCUUUAGUGAUCUCGCGGAGCAGAAGAGGUUCUUCCUCUUCAUAGCAGCAAUUAGGAGAGGCAUUGCCGGAGCAAAAUGUGUGCCCAGAG
Messenger RNA from Durusdinium trenchii, 4818 nucleotides. The record is from the annotation of a GenBank genome assembly. Lineage: Eukaryota; Dinophyceae; Suessiales; Symbiodiniaceae.